AACACCCACACCAGACUGACGUCAGAGUGCACUGCACUUCUUCAGCCUCUUUAUUUUUUGGAUUAUAUUGUGGAAAAAUAUAUCUCGGACUGGGAUUAAUGGAGAGCUGGUUCAGAUUGGAUGGAUUUUUCCAACAAGUGUCGUGCGUAAAAAGGAGAAAAAGAUAAAUAUCAACUUUUUUUAAUUGCUGCAAUCGGUACGUUUCUUCUCAAAAAAAGGGUGGGACUUGAUGAAACUGCUUACCGGGCGUUUUGCAGACCGGUACCUGCUUAUGGAGCAAGAAUGAAAACGAGAUGUUCCAUUUAUUACUUCUUCCUCCUGUCACUGUCCACUCUGUGUGUCCUGCUGUUGGUCACAGUGAAGGUCUGCGACAUCACCCAGUCUUCUCCUCCCGUAGAGUCUUUAGAAAACGUUCAGCUGUUUCAAAAGUACAAUAUCAACUGUGUGGCUGUUUACGACAUGGACCCGGUGGAGGUGGGUAAGUCCCUGGUUAUCAGGAGAAAACAGAUUGUGGAGGAAAUGGAGGAAAAUCUGAUUAACCUCACAUCAAACUGCCCGCUAUUCAUUAAGUCCAGAGGUUAUGAUGAAGUGUGUGUCUCAGAGGAGGAGAGACACUUUCCUCUUGCUUACUCACUGGUUGUGCAUAAAUCCGCACUGAUGGUAGAGAGACUCAUCAGAGCGUUGUACUCCCCCAUAAACGUCUACUGUAUCCACUACGACCGGAAGUCUCCGGCUCAGUUCAUCUCAGCCAUGGAGGGUCUGGCCCGCUGUUUGCCCAACGUCUUCAUCGCCUCCAAGCAAGAGUCCGUCUUUUACGGAAGCUUCAGUCGACUCAAAGCCGAUCUCAACUGUCUGUCCGACCUUUUGGAGCCGGGUGUCCAGUGGAAGUAUGUCAUCAACCUCUGUGGCCAAGAUUUCCCCCUCAGGUCCAACAUGGAGCUGGUGUCACAGCUGAGGGAGUUAAACGGAGCCAAUAUGCUGGAGACGUGUCGACCCAGCGAGUCCAAGAAGCAGAGGUUCACCUUUCGCCACGAGCUGAGGGAUACCGGCUUAGAAUUCGGAAAAGUGCUGGUGAAAACGGAGCAGGUGAAGGCUGCGCCGCCGCACGGCAUCGAGGUGUUCACCGGCAGCGCCUACUUCGUCUUGUCCCGGGACUUUGUUGUGCACAUGGACUCCUCGGCGGUGGUGGGAGAUUUUCUGGCCUGGUCAGAGGACACCUACAGCCCCGACGAACACUUCUGGGCCACUCUGGUGCGACUUCCGGGCGUCCCCGGAGAGGUGCCCAGGUCCAGGCCCGAUAUCACGGACCUGAUGAGUAAGACCAGGCUGGUGAAGUGGCAGUACCUGGAGGAGGACCUGUACCCGCCCUGCUCGGGGGCACACGUCCGCAGCAUUUGUAUUUAUGGUGCAGCGGAAAUGCGUUGGCUGCUCAACUACGGUCACUGGUUCGCCAAUAAGUUCAACCCCAAAGUGGACCCCGUUAUCAUUCAGUGCCUUGAGGAGAAGCUGGAGGAGAGACAAAAGUUGUUCCAGUCAGUGGCAUCUCAGACCUGCAAUAAGGGUUAACCAAAAGACAAUUAAUCAAUUAGUCGAUCAAGAGAAAAAUGAAUCAGCAACAACUCUAAUGAUUGUUCCAUCUUCUGAAAUGUACAAAAUCUGCUGCUUUUUAAUCUUAAAUUGUCCUUUCUCUUUGGAUUUUCAACUGUUGGAGACAUUUGAUGUCAUCAUGUAGAGGCUUUAAAGGCAGGGUUGGUAUUCAUGGGAAACUAGUUAGAUUUAAAAAGUGAUCCAACCUUAGAACACAGCAAAGUGUUGCCAACUCUUUUCCAAUUGAAAUAGCUAGCAGCACUAGCGACAAAAGUUGCUAUAUUUUGUAAUCUGGAAUCUAAUUUGGAAUCAUUUUUUGAUUCAAAUUAAUUCAAUUUAAAGGCCAUCAUGAAUGUAGAGCCAGCAUUUUGUAUCAUACAUACCUGUUGCCUUAAAGGGUCACAAAACACAUUCUCACAUAUCUCUAGUGGUGUGUAGCUAUGCAUAUAUUUUUAAGUUUUUUAAGUAGAUGAGUUGUUAUUCUCCAUUUGGUGCAACCACGUCUGCAAGUAUGAACAGAGAAAGAAAAACUAAUGAGCUGUUCAGAAGCAGAAAUGUAGAAAAGUAAGUCAGAGAAGCAGUUUAUCGUGACAAACCCCAUUUCUACUUUAAACAUGUUGUCUCACCAGUCAUUGAUAUGAUUAGCUUAAAGGUUGUGUUUAAAAGACAAAUCUAAGAGUUUUACAUGUUUUACAUUGAAGUGAAUGUUUCCUGUUAUUGUGUCAAUUUAAAACCUUUUUUUAUUAUUAUUAUUUUUUAUUAUUUUGUGUCGAUUUUGUUGGUUCCUGUGGACGAAAGUGGUUUCUCUUUUUGAUAAAUCUAUUUUAACAGAGAUAAAAACAGUAUAAUUCAAACACCAAAUGUUUUAUUUACAUGAAAUAGUUUGAAUGAAGUGAUACAAACUUCCAUUUAGAGAAUACUUAUGAACAUGGAUUAUGAAGGUUUCCCAAAGUAUGGUGUCAGAGAUAAAAUAAAGAUGAGUGUGCGUGAGGGCCAACCUGAACUUCUGAAGGAAUAACCAGAAAUGUUACUGCUGAUGAUGCAAACUCUACAGCUGAAACUCUGUGCUCUUAUUGCAGGUGGUUUAAAUUCAACAAGCUCACACACAUGUUGCACGUAUAAGUCUAUAUAUAUAUAUAUAUAGUUUUGUCCAUCCUUCAUAUUUAUUUUAUUAACAUUUCACUCUCUACCUUUACAGUUUAUAAACGGAAGGAUGUGGUAACAUUAUAAGACUUUCCUAACAAAAGAGAAAGGAUGUAGAUACAACAGUGCAUGCAAGCUUCCUGUUUGUGGUAUUCUUUUGAUUUACACAAAAUAAAGCACACUGAGAGAAGUUUAAGUAGUCUAGACUUUAAUUUGUAAAUUAUGGCAAAUAUUGAUGCAGGAGUUCUUAAUGGAGUUAAGUUAAGUUAAUCACUGCUUAAAGGUGCAAAGUGUUCUGUUAUCUGGACACAUCUACAAAUACAUUUCACCUCUAGCCUUUAAAUACAUUAAUAUAAGUGUGGAACUUCCUUAAAUAUUUUGGGUAUUUGUGUUUUUUAUGGAGCAACGGUGAAGCUCAUAUCUCAUCCUCCUGUCUGUUUCCUGUCAGACUGAUGUAGAGUUUCGGUUUCGUUAUUUGAAGUAUUUAUAUUCAUCUCUGCACACACAGUAGAUUUUCUUCUCAUUUUUCUCCGUUUAUGGUGAAAUAUGUGGCAGUGGUUGCAAUAAGAGCAUCUUAAACUCGUGCUAUGAGUUUGUUAGAAAGUAUUUCUAAUAAUUUUGUAAUAUUUUCUACAUGAUAUUUAACAUUCAUGAGUGAAUAAGAAACAAAGAUAAUGUUAUGUAUGUUGUGAUGAUGUGGGACGCUAUCCCUCGUAAUAAGAGGCUGAUUUUAAGAACUAUAACAGAAAGUAAAGGGUUAAACAGAUCUGACCUACUUAGUGUUUGUUUAAGGGGCUGUGUUAUUAGAUAGUAGUUAUAGUUAUCAGAAAACAGAACUCAAUAUUCUUAUCAUGUUUAUACUCUAUGUAAACUACUUGUGAUGUGCAGGCAGUGGAGGAAAGUAACUAAGUACAUUUACUCAAGUCAUUUAUUAAAGUUCCAUGUUGAGGAACUUGUACUUUACUUAAAUAUUUGCAUUUUUGUUUUGCUUCUUUAUACUUUUACUCUGCUACGUUUUGCAUUUAUUCCAUACAUUUUGUUAUUUUGCAUUUUACAAAAUAAAUAAUAGAAAUAAAUAAAAAAUAUGACAAUUUUAAAAUGUUAAAAUGUACAUUUUAUUAUUUUUGAAAAUAAAAACAAAAUUAAAAAUAAAACAAUUAAGUAUAAGCAAUGAAUACAUUAUAAUGUAUUAUUACUGGUUUAGAUAGAAUGAAUUGAUUGGGGGGGAAAUUCACAAGCUACACAGCAUUAUAUAAAGUAAUUGUAUACAUUAAAUUAUUGCAAAUUCUAAUCCAAUAAUGAUUCUGAAAUGACCCGUUCUUCACAAUGGGUACUUUUUUAUGCAAAGACGUUUGAUCUAUUACUACAGCACGCUUUUGAGUAUUUUGACCCUGUAAAAUGACUCUUGCUUAAGUAGAGGUUUGGAGUACUUCCUCCAGCACUGUGUACACGAACAUUGUUCUAACACGUCGUAGAUCUACUGAAGCGUUUCUCAAGUUUCUCCACAAGACUAAAAGAAAAGGUAACACUUCCUUCUUCUGGUCACCACACUAUCAACAGUGUUUUUUCUCAUUUCUACCCUCGUGAGAACUUAUUUUUUUAUGUCAAGGUUUAAGAAAAGACAAGGUUAAUCUGAAUAAAAUGUGUUAACAGAGUUGUUAAAUGUAUUUAUUUCAUCAUGUUAAAUUAUUUUACUGUGAUAUUUAAAUCAAUAAUCCAACUAACCUUCUGAAAUGAUGACUGUUCCUGAGUGUUGUUGUAGCUGAUAAU
Molecule: messenger RNA, 4500 nt
Organism: Anoplopoma fimbria (sablefish)
Lineage: Eukaryota; Metazoa; Chordata; Actinopteri; Perciformes; Anoplopomatidae
Product: beta-1,3-galactosyl-O-glycosyl-glycoprotein beta-1,6-N-acetylglucosaminyltransferase 4-like
Exons: 3
Coding region: 283-1566 (427 amino acids)
Cellular component (GO): membrane
Molecular function (GO): acetylglucosaminyltransferase activity
Source: RefSeq, a predicted model, not a curated record